GUGCCAGUUGGGGAGUGGUCGCGGUCUAAUAACUAACCGCCAAAUUCAAACACAUGAAGACAAAGUUACCGUUGACGAGUUAGCCAACUUCUACAAGAGAGAUUACCGUUGACGAGUUAGCCAACUUCUACAAGAGAGAUUACCGUUGACGAGUUAGCCAACUUCUACAAGAGAGAUUACCGUUGACGAGUUAGCCAGCUUCUACAAGAGAGAUUACCGUUGACGAGUUAGCCAGCUUCUACAAGAGAGAUUACCGUUGACGAGUUAGCCAACUUCUACAAGAGAGAGACCAACCAACUUUACAAGCUUCAGUAUGUCGUCGUCGGUGAUGAGUGGUGUGGCGGUGUGGAGGGCUCACAGCGUUCUGGAGGAGUCAGACGGGGGCGAGUCCAGCUCCCCUGAGGCCCCCCCCCCCGACCGCUUCAGGAAGCUACGCUCCUCCUCCUCCAUCAACUCCCUCCGCAUGUCUCUGAAGAAGAGGCUGCCGCUGCGCUCCGUACAGACCAACUCCCUGCCAGACCCUGAGCCGACCCCUGACCCCACCUGGGAGAGUCUGCAGGCCAAUCAGAAGACCGGCGCUGUCUGCCAGCUCACACGCAGCGCACGCAGCCACAUCGGGGGAGUGUACCAGAGGCUUCAGAGGAACAGAGCAGUGGUGCAGGAUCAGGAGGAAUGUUUGGUUGUGACACCUGGCCGGGUGUGUGAGGGGACAGAGAACAGCGGGGAGGUCCCCUCCCGUACACCAAGACGCACCCCCGUCCGUUCCACCACACUUAUCCCCACAACAACCCCCAGACGCACCCCCAGAGCCACCGCGCCCAAACGCAGGGGAAGUCCUGAGGUGACAGGGGUGAAGAAUGGGGGAGGGAGGAGGCAGCUGGUUCGGAUGGCUGCACUACGAAGCCCCUUCGCCUCUCCCAACACUCAGAGCCUCAGACGGAAGUUUGGCCGGGACCUGGAGAGUGUGUCCAGCGGUCUCAGGAAGCUGAAACGUCUGUCCCACGCCUUUGAUGAUGUCAUAGAGAGAGACGACCGGUGAAGAGAACACUAACAACAUUUUAAUUCUGACUGUUCAUACAGAGACCAUCUGUUCCUCAGCGUUUCACUCUGUAUUUACACUAGUAUUUAUAUAGAGAUGCAGCUGAUAGGGAAAUGAGAGGGGUUAGUUUUGUUAGGCUGGGGAGCAGGACCGAGGAGUGAAAGGGGUUAGGAAGGGGAGCAGGCUAGAGCGCAUUACUUCCUGUUAUCGUAGCCAUUCUGGCUCAGAUAUGUGUUUCCUGUUCUGGGGCCCUGAGGAGGGGAU
Molecule: messenger RNA, 1303 nt
Organism: Coregonus clupeaformis (lake whitefish)
Lineage: Eukaryota; Metazoa; Chordata; Actinopteri; Salmoniformes; Salmonidae
Exons: 6
Coding region: 314-1039 (241 amino acids)
Source: RefSeq, a predicted model, not a curated record